AUGUCAGAUACAGAGGGAGAUCACGAUGCUGAAAAGCCGAAGGGCGUUUUCUCCACUCUCAUGGCCGAUGGGCAUUGGCUGUACACGAAAGGGGAGUAUAAAAAGGCUGUCAGCAGCUACACGACGGCACUGACUUUAAAGCCUGAUGACAAGUCCUGCUUUGUUGGUCGAUCCAAAUGUUACCUGAAGAUGGGGCAAUAUGAAAACGCUCUGAAGGAUGCAGAGGCUUCACUCAAGGAAGACAAGACAUAUUUCGAGGGAUUGUACCAGAAGGCCGAGGCAUUGUACUAUAUGGGCGAAUUUGAAUUUGCACUGGUGUUUUACCACAGAGGACAAAAGCUGCGUCCACAAAUACAGGAGUUCAGACUCGGUAUCCAGAAAGCACAGGAGGCCAUAGAAAAUGCUAUUGGCAGUCCUUCCUCUGUGAAAUUGGAGAUAAAAGGAGACCUGUCAUUUUUCAAAAAAGAUGAAGAGAAGGCCCUGCCAAUUGCUGCUAUUCAGCAUCUGGCGACUGAGAAAAAACAGCAGACCCAGAAGACCCCUAAGAGUGAGAAGACAACAAAACAACUGCUGGGAGAGUUUUACAGGGACAAGAAAUAUCUAGAAAACCUGCUUAAAGAUGAAGAUUUGGUUAAAGGUAAGACAAAAAGUGGAGAGCGACUGCAAGACGUCAUUCAGGGCUGCCUCACAAACCUUGACACUUGCACCGAGUUCUGGAACCAGGAGAAACCUAGUUGUUCACGGGGAAAGGAGCGCAAGCAGCAAAAAUGCAGCAAGACCCGCCAAAGCGUACUCUCUGAACCUGCUCAGUUCCUGCUGAAGAGCCUGGAUGACAUUGAUGCAGAGUUGACAUCUGGAAAUGCUGAAGGUAGUUUUAAGAAGGCAGAAGAAGUGAUGAAGACAGUGCAUGGCUGGUCGGAGAAAGAGCUCCCUAAUAAGAAAGAAGUUCUGGGCACCCUGCACAGUUGUAUUGGGAACGCGUUGAUCGACCUGGGAGACAUGGACAAAGCUUUAGAGCAUCAUCAAAAAGACCUGGAGUUGGCUAAACGGGGCAAACUCCCUGAUGCAAUGUCCAGGGCCCUGGACAACAUUGGGCGGGUUUAUGCCCAAACUGGACAGUUCACACAGGCUAUUGAGUUCUGGGAGAAGAAGAUUCCAUUGGUCCGUGGUGGUCUGGAGAAGACCUGGUUGUUUCAUGAGAUUGGUUGGUGCUACCUGGAACUUAAUCUUCACAAAGAGGCUCAGGUCUAUGGUGUCCGCUCGGUUGCUGCAGCUGAUGAAAUUGCUGAUGAAAAAUGGCAGAUAAAUGCCAACGUCUUGGUGGCACAAUCAGAAUUGAAACUUGGAAACUUCGAAUCCUGCGUCUCUCACUUUGAGAGAGCCUUGUCACUGGCCAAACUGCAAGAAGACGACUCUGCCAUGAAUGUCAUUCAGAAGGCCCUUGAUGAAGCAAAGCAACGCCUACCACAAUGAUGAUGUCCUUAGUCAAGAUUUGUGUUUCAUUAGUGCUGAGAAAAAUACCUCCAGAAGCAAAAUUCAUUAAAUGAAAGUUAGUAGAACAAAAAGAGCACAAUUAAAAUCAUUUCCCUCAAACAGGCUACUGAGAUAUUUUAGUUUAUAUGAAUGCAGAAACAGUUUAAAAUGCAUGAAUACUUUUUGAUGAGAGCCUUAGAAACACAUUUAUUUAUGCAAGCGUACACAGGCUGAUAAAUAACACCCAGUAUUUGCCCGUAGGUCUUUGUGCGAAGGUAAUAAUACAAACAGUACAGUAUGAAGUAUAACUUUAAAACCAAACCAAAACAUCUAUUAUCUAGAAGAUGUGUCACUUCAAUAUGCAAAAUACAAGAAUCUUAUCUCUUUAUCAUGCACACUGCAAACGACCAGCCAUGAAGCUGUUUCGCAUUUUAA
Molecule: messenger RNA, 1908 nt
Organism: Plectropomus leopardus (leopard coralgrouper)
Lineage: Eukaryota; Metazoa; Chordata; Actinopteri; Perciformes; Serranidae
Gene: odad4
Product: outer dynein arm docking complex subunit 4
Cellular component (GO): cytoplasm
Molecular function (GO): protein binding
Source: RefSeq, a predicted model, not a curated record